AUGACGCUCUACUCGGAUCCUCCAGCCCUCCGCGAAUUCAAGUACGACAAGCCGACAUUGCUUGUCUGCUGGUGGGCAACCUCGUUUUGCACCCUCAUUAUCCUGUUGCGACUGGCUGGUCGCUUUAUCCGAACCGAACGACUCUUUACCGAAGACCGUGUCGCCGCAUUAGCCCUGAUCCCAUUGUAUGCUCGCAUGGCAUGCGUCCACUAUAUCCUGAUAUACGGAACGAACAAUGCUCAAUUCGACGGCGUCGAGCUCACAGAUGAGCAAAUACGUCAAAAAUCCAUCGGAAGCGGCCUCGUGUUGGCCAGCCGGGUUUUCUACGCCGCAACUCUCUGGGUUCUCAAGACGGCCAUUCUCGAGUUUCUCCACCGAUUAACACGUGCCACGUGGGAACGAGCAUGGCAAACUUCUCUAUACGCCAUCCGAAUUAUCCUCGCAGUCACCUUCGUCGCAGUCGUCAUUAGCGAUCUCAUCGAAUGCCGUCCUUUCCACGCUUACUGGCAGGUGUUGCCCGACCCCGGUGGUCAAUGUCGCCAGGGCUAUGUGCAGCUUAUUACCAUGGCUGUAUGCAACGUUUUGACGGAUCUGCUGCUCGUCAUUUUCCCCAUCCCGAUCAUUGUGACAAGCGCAAUGACGCUCAAGAGAAAGUUACAGCUUGUGCUGCUUUUCUCUCUCAGUCUGUCCGUUGUGGGCGUUACUCUUUACCGAGUGCCGCACAUUAUCCAAGAAGAUGGCCGCCAGCAGUACCGAUCACUUCUCGCCUCAGUGGAGCUCCUGUUUGCUACGGCCGCGGCUAACUCACUAGUUCUGGGUUCCUUCAUGCGGGACCGAGGCUUGAAGAAGCAAAAGUUCCGACGAACCUCCGUGGCCGAAUCUCUGGAUCCCUCGCUCCAUCCCAGGCGCCCAACUCUUCACCGUCAUUGGGGAAGUGACGAGGACCUGGUCCGAGAUGUUGGCAUGACCGUUGACCCCGAACUUCGCGAUCAGCCAGACAACAACAGCGACAGCGGCAUCUUCCAAUACACUCCCGCUCCCAUCGCUCGGAAACUUGACCAAGAUCUUGAACGUUGGCAAUUCCCGCAGCGGCAGCGCAGCAAUGCAGAGCGAAGUGACGACUCUUUGUUACCGCAUGAUGCUCUCGCUCUCGCCCAAGCAAGGAGUGAUUCCGGUAUUACGCCAAGAAGGGUCUCAUUCUUUGAUGUUGGUGGGCUACUAGACACUCCCAGAGAAGGUAGCGGAAGCUUCCGUCAUGACAGCCGCGAUUCUUCCAACAAAGACGAAUCAACAUCAGAGCACACUCCUCCUGCGCCAUCAUUGCCGGCUAGCACAGGAGGAUUCCGCCGUGGCUCUACCGCGCUCCUGCAAGACCUCGGAGGGAUGUUUGGCCCUCUCAAUACGAGACAAGGCCGAUCCAAAUCCAAGUCUGGAGGUACUGAGCUGCAGCCAAUACCCCAGUCGCAAGAGACACGGUACAACGCCCACGGGAAGCCCGAGGCUGAGCUCAGGGAUCCAGGAGGUCUCCUGAGUUAG
Messenger RNA from Fusarium falciforme, 1536 nucleotides. RefSeq lists its product as hypothetical. The transcript has 2 exons. The record is from RefSeq and is a predicted model, not a curated record. The coding region runs from base 1 to 1536 and encodes 511 amino acids. NCBI's taxonomy places the organism in Eukaryota, Fungi, Ascomycota, Sordariomycetes, Hypocreales, Nectriaceae.